ACUUUUUAAACGUCACUUUCAACUGCCGUAUGUCAAAAACACAAGGUUAAAUGAGGUUAUGGUAAACUUUCAAAUCUAAGAUUAAGAUAUUAGAAUAUGAAUAAACUAUUUAAAUUAUAAAUGAAAUUAGUUAAAAGAAAUUUUAAAGUAACUAAAAUUGUCCAAAAAAAUGGAUAGUAGCAAUUUUGCUUUACAUAACUUCAAAGAUUUCUUGCUGCUUUAUAACACAAUGAGUGAAUUGUGUUUUAAAAGAUGCAUCGAUAAUGUGAAUUCAAUAAAACCUGACGAAGGAGAAAUAGCUUGUGUUGAAGACUGUGCUACAAAAUUUAUUAAAAUGAAUAAUAAGAUAAUGCAGAGUUUUAUCGUUGCUCAAACUGAAAUUACCAAUAAACAAAGAGCAGAUGCUGAGAAAAAACUAUUGGAGGAACAGCAAGCAGAAAAUAGUCAAGUGACAUAAGUGUAUUGUAGUACUAAACAGUGGAGGUUAUCCAAAACUGUAGAAUUUAAUAACAUUCGAUUAUCGGUUGCCCCAAUUAUUUAGAAUAUUGUUUUAGCUUUGUACAGAUAUUUUUUAAUUAAAAAUGAUCCUUGUUA
Molecule: messenger RNA, 594 nt
Organism: Diabrotica virgifera virgifera (western corn rootworm)
Lineage: Eukaryota; Metazoa; Arthropoda; Insecta; Coleoptera; Chrysomelidae
Product: mitochondrial import inner membrane translocase subunit Tim10B
Exons: 2
Coding region: 170-457 (95 amino acids)
Cellular component (GO): mitochondrial intermembrane space chaperone complex
Source: RefSeq, a predicted model, not a curated record